AUGGCUCAAAACCGCCUCGCGUCCUUCUGCCGCCCAGCAGAAUGGGCCAGACACGCCCGCACAAUCCUCGCCUGGCCAUCCGCCAAAGCAGCGCCAUACCAAGACGACCGCAUGUCCUUGUCCCGCGCCACAAAUGACAUAUGUUCCAUCGCAGAAGCUGUUUCUCGUUUUGAGCCCGUGACGCUGCUUGUCGACCGGGAGCGCCAAGGAGAAGCCGAGAGACGGUUUGCGGCAAAAGAAGCCAAGCACGCUCAUGAGAUACGUGUUCAUCCCGUCGCCGGAGAGCAAUUAGACCUGUGGAUGAGAGAUAUCGCGCCUACGUUUACAUUGCAACACAAUCCCAAGGGAAAGAAGUUGCACGGUGUGGUGUACAACUUCAAUGGGUGGGGGGACAAGUUCAACUCUGAGACGUGUAGUGCUCUCGCCGGGAGAUAUCUCCAAGAUGUUGGCAUUCCACCGGUCUCAUCGUCCAUUACCACCGAAGGAGGAGCUCUUGAAAUAGAUGGCGAGGGCACACUCAUGGCCAGCGAAAGCUCUCUCAUGAACGACAACAGAAACCCCGGCCAGACCAAGUCCCAAAUCGAGGCUGAGCUCUCUCGCACCCUAGGAGUCACCAAAUUCAUCUGGAUACCAGGACUAAAGAACGGCGAUUCUACGGAUUUCCAUAUCGAUGCCUACGCGCGCUUUGUUCGUCCAGGCGUGGUUCUCGUAUCAACGCCCAGUCAGACAGAGGACCCCGGCCCAUGGAAGAAUGCGUACGCUGAAGCUCGACAGAUUUUGGCAUCCGCUUCAGAUGCACGGGGGAGGAGGUUGGAAAUCGUGGAGGUUCAGGAGCCGAGGAUAGAAAAGCUUGUCCCGGAGGAGUAUCUGGGCGUUAUUAAGGGUCAGUACGGGUAUAGACCUGUGCAUAGUUAUGUGAAUUUUCUGAUUGUGAAUGGCGGUGUUAUAUUGCCGCAGUUUGGGGAUGAGGAGACGGAUAGAAGGGCGGUGGAGGUUGUGAGGAGGGUGUUUGGGAGGGAGAGGGAGGUUGUGCCGGUUUGGAUUGGGGAGUUGCCGCUGUUGGGGGGUGGGAUUCAUUGUUCUUCGCAGGAGAUGCCUUUAUGGGAAGGGUUUUAG
Pochonia chlamydosporia 170 is the source of this 1116-nucleotide messenger RNA. Its product is annotated as peptidylarginine deiminase-like enzyme. Gene Ontology annotation, biological process: putrescine biosynthetic process. Lineage: Eukaryota; Fungi; Ascomycota; Sordariomycetes; Hypocreales; Clavicipitaceae. The record is from RefSeq and is a predicted model, not a curated record. Gene Ontology annotation, molecular function: agmatine deiminase activity; protein-arginine deiminase activity. The transcript has a single exon. Bases 1 to 1116 code for a protein of 371 amino acids.